This is a messenger RNA of Onychostruthus taczanowskii (white-rumped snowfinch), 1278 nucleotides long. RefSeq names its product zona pellucida glycoprotein 3 (gene ZP3). The transcript is spliced from 9 exons. Gene Ontology annotation, molecular function: acrosin binding. Gene Ontology annotation, cellular component: extracellular matrix. Lineage: Eukaryota; Metazoa; Chordata; Aves; Passeriformes; Passeridae. Gene Ontology annotation, biological process: binding of sperm to zona pellucida; positive regulation of acrosome reaction; egg coat formation. The record is from RefSeq and is a predicted model, not a curated record. The coding region runs from base 1 to 1278 and encodes 425 amino acids.
AUGCGCUCCCAAAUCCGCCUCCUCCUGGCGCUGCUCUGCGCGGCCCCCGCGGCUCCGGCGCCUCCUCCCUGGGAGCCGGCGUGGAGCGAUCCCAAUCCCUGGGUGUGGGGGGACGAGCAGCCGCAUUCCCGGUCCCAUUCCCGGCCCCAGAUGCCGGUGGAAGUGCAGUGCCAGGAGGCGCAGCUGGUGGUGACCGUGCACCGGGAUCUGUUCGGCACCGGCCGCUUGGUCAGCGCGGCCGAGCUCAGCCUGGGCCCCGCCGCCUGCAAACAUUCCCGCCUGGAUCCAUCCCAAAAAACCGUCACCUUCAGCGCCGGCCUGCACGAGUGCGGCAGCACCGUCCAGGUCACUCCGGAUUCCCUGAUUUACCGGACGCUGCUGAGCUACGAUCCCAGCCCCGGCAGCAACCCGGCCAUCGUGCGCAGCGACCCGGCCGUCAUUCCCAUCGAGUGCCACUAUCCCAGGCGGGAUAACGUCUCCAGCGGCUCCAUCCGUCCCACCUGGGCUCCCUUCAACUCCGCGCUGGCCUCCCAGGAGAAGCUCCUGUUCUCCCUGCGCCUCAUGAACGAGGACUGGAGCUCGGAGCGGGAUCUCUCGGCGUUCCGCCUGGGGGACGUGCUGAACAUCCAGGCCGAGGUGGGCGCCCACAGCCACGUCCCGCUGCGCCUCUUCGUCGACUCCUGCGUGGCCACCCUGGGCCCCGGCGCGGGCAGCGAGCCCCACUACGCCAUCAUCGACUUCAACGGCUGCCUGGUGGACGGGCGCUCCGAUGCCACCAGCUCGGCCUUUGUCACCCCCCGGCCGCGGCAGGACGUGCUGCGCUUCCAGAUCGACGCCUUCCGCUUUGCCGGUGACUCCCGCAGCCUGAUCUACAUCACGUGUCACCUGAAGGUGACACCGGCCGAGCAGAGCCCGGACGCGCUGAACAAGGCCUGCUCCUUCAGCAAGGCGCGCAACACCUGGGCGCCCGUGGAGGGGACAAGGGACAUCUGCAGCUGCUGCGAGCGGGGCAACUGCGGCCAGCGCGGCCCGCGGCCAGUGGAGCCCUGGAACGGCCACCGCUACCGGAGACACGACGGGGACGGUGCCACCUCCGAAGCUGACGUUGUCAUUGGUCCCGUGCUGCUCUCGAGUGCCCAGCGUGGCCAGCGCCCCGAGGGCCACCAGGGCGCGGUGACACCGCUGGCCGUGGGGACAGCGCUGGCCUGCGCGGUGGCCGGUGUGGCCGUGGCCGGAGCUGCGCUGGCCAUCGGCCUCAGGCGCCGGAAUUCCCCAUGA